GCGGUGACGGAGGUUGGAAGCCUGGCCGACAGCAGGCGGAGGCGUCAGGAGGCGGAAUCCUCCUGUGCGAAGCACUGGGGUGGGGAGGGGGGCGGGGAGGAGGGAAGCGGGGCCACGGGCCGCGGACCGAGCCGCCCGGACAGAGCAGGCUAAGGAGAUGGAAGGCGACGGGGUGCCGUGGGGGAGCGAGCCCGUCUCGGGUCCUGGCCCGGGCGGCGGCGGAUUGAUCCGCGAGCUGUGCCGGGGCUUCGGCCGCUACCGCCGCUACCUGGACCGGCUGCGGCAGAACCUGCGCGAAACCCAGAAGUUCUUCCGCGACAUCAAGUGCUCCCACAGCCACAGUUGUCCCUCCUCCCCCACGGGCGGCGGCGGGGCCGAGCGCGGCCCUGCCGGCGACGUCGCCGAGCCCGGGCUGCAGGCGGGCCAGCUGAGCUGCAUCGCCUUCCCACCUAAGGAAGAGAAGUACCUCCAGCAGGUUGUGGACUGCCUUCCCUGCAUCUUGAUCCUCGGCCAGGAUUGUAAUGUCAAGUGCCAGCUGCUGAACCUGCUGUUGGGGGUGCAGGUGCUUCCCACCGCCAGGCUGGGCAGUGAGGAGAACUGUAAGCUGCGGCGCCUCCGCUUCACCUAUGGGACUCAGACUCGGGUCAGCCUGGCGCUCCCUGGCCAGUACGAACUAGUGCACACGCUGGUUGCUCACCAGGGCAACUGGGAGACCAUCCCUGAGGAGGACCUGGAGGUCCAAGAGGACGGUGAGGACGCCGCCCCUGUUUUAGCCGAACUGGAGGUGACGAUGCACCACGCUCUCUUACAGGAUGUGGACAUUGUGGUAGCACCGUGCCAAGGCCUCCGGCCUGCAGUGGAUGUUCUGGGUGACUUGGUGAAUGAUUUCUUGCCUGUGAUAACCUAUGCACUCCACAAAGACGAACUGUCUGAGAGGGACGAGCAAGAGCUUCAGGAAAUCCGAAAGUAUUUCUCCUUUCCCGUAUUCUUUUUCAAAGUGCCGCAGCUGGGCUCGGAGAUCAUUGCCUCAUGUACCAGAAGAAUAGAGAGUGAAAGAUCAGCCCUCCAUCACCAGCUGAUGGGCCUGGGCUACCUGAGUAGCAGUCACUGCAACUGUGGGGCCCCUGGCCAAGACACUAAAGCUCAGAGCAUGUUGGUGGAGCAAAGUGAGAAACUGAGGCACUUGAGCACAUUUUCCCAGCAGGUGCUACAGACUCGCCUGGUGGACGCAGCCAAGGCCCUGAACCGGGUGCACUGUCUCUGCCUCGACAUCUUUAUUAACCAGGCCUUUGACAUGCAGCGGGACCUACAGAUCACUCCCAAACGUCUGGAAUAUACUCGAAAAAAGGAAAAUGAGUUGUACGAAUCACUGAUGAAUAUUGCUAACCGAAAGCAGGAAGAAAUGAAGGACAUGAUUGUUGAGACGCUUAACACCAUGAAGGAGGAACUUCUGGAUGAUGCUGCCAACAUGGAAUUUAAAGAUGUUAUUGUCCCCGAGAAUGGAGAGGCAGUGGGCACCAGAGAAAUCAAAUGCUGCAUCCGGCAGAUCCAGGAGCUCAUCAUCUCCCGGCUCAAUCAGGCAGUGGCUAACAAGCUGAUCAGCUCAGUGGAUUACCUGCGCGAGAGCUUCGUCGGGACCCUGGAACGCUGUCUGCAGAGCCUGGAGAAGUCCCAGGACGUCUCUGUUCACAUCACCAGUAAUUAUCUCAAACAGAUCUUAAAUGCCGCCUAUCACGUUGAAGUUACGUUUCACUCAGGGUCCUCGGUUACAAGGAUGCUAUGGGAGCAAAUCAAACAGAUCAUCCAGCGCAUCACGUGGGUGAGCCCACCUGCCAUCACGCUGGAAUGGAAGAGGAAGGUAGCCCAGGAAGCCAUCGAGAGCCUCAGUGCCUCCAAGUUGGCCAAGAGCAUCUGUAGCCAGUUCCGGACCCGGCUCAACAGUUCUCACGAAGCUUUUGCAGCCUCCUUGCGGCAGCUAGAAGCUGGCCACUCAGGCCGGUUGGAGAAAACAGAGGAUCUGUGGUUGAAGGUUCGGAAAGAUCAUGCCCCACGCCUGGCUCGCCUUUCUUUGGAAAGCCGUUCUUUACAGGAUGUCUUGCUGCAUCGUAAACCUAAACUGGGACAGGAGCUAGGCCGGGGCCAGUAUGGUGUGGUGUACCUGUGCGACAACUGGGGAGGACACUUCCCUUGUGCCCUCAAGUCGGUCGUCCCUCCGGAUGAGAAGCACUGGAAUGACCUGGCUUUGGAGUUCCACUACAUGAGGUCUCUGCCGAAGCACGAGCGCUUGGUGGAUCUGCAUGGCUCGGUCAUCGACUACGGCUACGGCGGGGGCUCCAGCGUCGCCGUGCUGCUCAUCAUGGAGCGGCUGCACCGGGACCUCUACACUGGGCUGAAGGCUGGGCUGACGCUGGAGACCCGUCUGCAGAUAGCACUAGAUGUGGUGGAAGGGAUCCGCUUCCUGCACAGCCAGGGACUCGUGCACCGUGAUAUCAAGCUAAAAAAUGUCCUGCUGGACAAGCAGAACCGUGCCAAGAUCACUGACUUAGGAUUCUGCAAGCCAGAGGCCAUGAUGUCAGGCAGCAUUGUGGGGACGCCAAUCCAUAUGGCCCCUGAACUUUUCACAGGGAAGUACGAUAAUUCCGUCGAUGUCUACGCCUUUGGCAUUCUCUUCUGGUAUAUCUGCUCCGGCUCUGUCAAGCUCCCUGAAGCAUUUGAGAGGUGUGCCAGCAAAGACCAUCUCUGGAACAAUGUGCGGAGAGGGGCCCGGCCAGAGCGUCUUCCUGUGUUUGACGAGGAGUGCUGGCAGUUGAUGGAGGCCUGCUGGGAUGGGGACCCCUCUCAGAGACCUCUCUUGGGCAUCGUCCAACCCAUGCUCCAGGGCAUCAUGGACCGGCUCUGCAAGUCAAAUUCUGAGCGGCCAAACAGAGGACUCGAUGAUUCUACUUGAAAGCAAAGACCUUUCUCCUUUACUCUCUAUUUCUUUCCUUCCCCUCACCUCUUGGCCAUGGGAAGAAUUUGACAUUUAUUCAGAAAGCUCCCAAGGGAACUGAUGCUUGCUGGGCAGCUUGAGACCUUCCCAGGCAGCGAUGCCUCCCGGAUAGUGAAGAGUUGGCUGGCUGUGGGGCAUGUUAAGCACCUCACUGAUGCCCCAAGCCAUCCUGUUAGCAAAGGAUUGUCUAGGACACGUAAACGCCGAAGAAUGCAAUGUUCCAGCCUCAGAACUGAAAAGGAGGCAAAUGUACCAGUUGUCUGUUCACUGUAUGUUGGCUAAGACAGGCGGGGCACUGCAGUGGCGAUAGUAUUAAAAACUAUAAUUUUCAUAAUUUUGGCUCUAGCUAGGAAUAGUUUGGUUCUCUCCCGUCGUCAGGACCCUUAGGAAAUUUGAACUAAGUUCCGGAAUUGUGAGAACAUAGGAGCAAAACAGCAACUUGCUGCUCCCUGCACCCGGAUCUCAGGUUGCAGAGGUCAGAGGCCCCAGUGAGGGAGCUAGAAACAGAGCUGUCUGUUCCUUAUAGUGCCAGCAUGUUUACAUUUAUAGGACUGACUACUGGGGGUGGGUGUCACGGUUACAUCACCAAGAGGCCACAGAAAGA
Messenger RNA from Odobenus rosmarus divergens (Pacific walrus), 3593 nucleotides. RefSeq names its product dual serine/threonine and tyrosine protein kinase (gene DSTYK). Bases 158 to 2947 code for a protein of 929 amino acids. NCBI's taxonomy places the organism in Eukaryota, Metazoa, Chordata, Mammalia, Carnivora, Odobenidae. The record is from RefSeq and is a predicted model, not a curated record. Gene Ontology annotation, molecular function: ATP binding; protein kinase activity. The transcript is spliced from 13 exons. Gene Ontology annotation, biological process: protein phosphorylation.